AUACAACUUGAACUCGUUCCUUUGAUUCAGAACAUUGUUUCUGAGUGGUUGAUAAUUUACUUCCUGGUCACCAUGCCAUUACAGUUUCAUGGGAUUGUGGACUUUAGUUGUCAACUCUCUCUGUUGCGUAUGGAGCUUGGACUGUCCCUUCUCAGACAUGGGCAGUACUAUGCUGCUGAGGUUCUUAUAUGUUUGCUUCCCAGUUUUACUCGUAUGAAGCAGCACAUCCGAGCGAGCUUCUUCGGGAGAACGAGCCUCAAAACAUUUUCAAGCUUUUUCUCAGGACACAGGAUUACCACCUCUUUGCCUAGCAAUCGCGCGCGACUCCUCUCUUCCUCUCUUCCUCUCCGCGCGACUCUCUGCGAGGCUGCGACUCCUCUUCCUCUCCGGCGAGACCGCGACUCCUCUUCCUCUCCGGCGAGCGAGACCGCGACUCCUCUUCUGACUUCUCCAUCUCCAGUCCCGACUCCCAAUCCGACGGCCACCCUCCCCCUGCUCAGCCUCUUACUUUGCUCCGGCUCCGCCUCUCCGACACUAUUACCGGCCUGUCCGGCUCUCCCUGCUCAUCUGCGCCGCCACCCUCUCCGGCUGCCCCUGCUCCUCAGCAACUCCUUCACGUCGUCGACUGCGCCGCCAGACACUGAGACACGCCGCCAGGUGCUUGAUAUGGCUUCAAAUGCCUCUGAAGCCGGAACUCCAAUUGUUAGUGGAGGUGAUGAGACUAUUGGUACUACUUCUACACCUACUGCGGGAUCUCAGUCCCAACUUCCUAAUCCCGCAAGUGAGAGUGGUAAUGGAGCUGCAGCACCUAAUGGUGCAAUGGAUAGUGGACAACCAACAAGAUCUGAUGUGGUUAAUGUUCUUGAUACAAGUGGGCUUAAAAGUGAUGUUUGGCCGCAUUUCAACAGGAUUUUGAAGAAUGGGGUUCUUAGAGCCGAAUGCAUACGAUCAUCUAACCUUUAG
This is a messenger RNA of Linum tenue, 963 nucleotides long. The record is from the annotation of a GenBank genome assembly. Lineage: Eukaryota; Viridiplantae; Streptophyta; Magnoliopsida; Malpighiales; Linaceae.